AUGGCGUUUGGAAAGAAAAAUAAUCAAGUGGAGAGAACUGAAAUGUUGGAGUGCCUAGGAGACAGUGAUUUUCUUGCCAAACUUCACUGUAUUCGACAGGCUUUUCAGAAUCAGCCAACAGGAUCUUCCUUGCUGAAAGUGGGAGGAAAAUUUAUCAGCGUUAAUUGUAAAAGCACGAAAGAAUCCAAGAAGUUUGAAGAUGUUUUUGAUGAAAUGAUCUAUUUUUUAGAGCAGACUGAUCACUGGGAUAGUACUGAAAUGGAACUUGCUGCUAGAGGAGUGAAAAAUCUAAAUUUUUAUGAUGUUGUCCUGGAUUUUAUAUUAAUGGAUUCCUUUGAAGAUUUAGAAAACCCACCCACUUCCAUACAGAAUGUAGUAAAUAAUCGCUGGCUAAACUCCUCCUUCAAAGAAACUGCCGUGGCUUCAAGUUGUUGGUCAGUAUUGAAACAGAAAAGGCAACAGAUGAAGAUCCCAGAUGGAUUUUUUGCCCAUUUUUAUGCCAUUUGUGAGCACAUCAGCCCAGUCCUAGCCUGGGGCUUUUUGGGUCCUAGAAAUUCUCUGUAUGAUUUGUGUUGCUUCUUUAAGAACCAAGUUCUUUUCUUUCUCAAAGACAUCUUUGAUUUUGAGAAGGUGCGCUAUUCCAGUAUAGAGACUUUGGCCGAAGACCUCAUGCAGUUACUCAUUCGCCGCACUGAGCUUUUAAUGGCCUAUCUUGGAGCCGAUGCCCUGAGGCAUACGAGUAGCUGUAUAAGUAGUCAUGGUCCUGUUAUGCCCAGCAGCCUUUUGGAAGCCAAAGUACAAUAAGGACCUUAAAAACCAGACAAUUUGUGUGUGCUAUGAAAUACCUUGAAAGGUAACUAUUGAUUUCGUACCAUGUAUUACACAGAACUGGUGGCUAUGGACUCAGGGAGGAAAAAAAAAAGAGUCUAGUAAAGAAGGAGUGAUUGUACUGUACUUGCACAGCAGUUCUGUCAUUGGAUCCCUGUGUAGUGUGUCCAAAGCGUCUCCUUACAAUCCUUAGGUAAUAAUCAUUGUAAAAUGUUGUGUAUUUUACAGAACUAUUGCGUGAAUUGAAACCAGUACUUUGGAGUUAAUUGAUUUGUCAUUUGGAAGCUAUAUGAAAUGUCCAGUUUCAUGCUCACAAGCUUUGUUUUUAUGCUUUGCACCUCGAAGAUACAUACUUUAGCCAAGACUUUUAUGGCCCACAUAUGCAAGAAUAUAUUACUCCUAGUGUCAACAAACUUUGCCUGAAAAUGUGUUUUUAAUUGUAACGUUAUUCACUGUUUAAUCAGGUUUAGACAGUAGUGGUGUUUAAUAUGUACUGCUUACAUUAUUGCUUGUGCAUUUGCUUAAGUAUUUGAAUCAAAGAAAUUGUAGUGGCCUAGUAUCAUUAUAAAACAUUUAAAUGAAUUGCCACCGAGAAGAUGAAAAGUUAUAAGUUUAUAUUAGAUUUAUUACAGUUUCCAAAAUAUAUUACUGUUGAUCCUGUAUGUUACAAUAGAUAAAAUGAAGAAAUUUCUGUUAUCUUGGUAUAGGUUAGAGCAUUUUCCUUGAAUAAAUAUUGAUGGAAAAUAUAACAUUUAUUAACUGAUAGAUUAAAAUUUUUCCCGUGUAUUUUGACACUGUCUCCCCAAAUCUGAAGGUACUAAUGUUGAUAUAGUACAAUAAUUUCUUUCUUCUCCUUCUACAAAACUGGCUUUUAGUUAUUUCUGCAGAGGAACUUAACACACUGAGAAUUUGUCAUACCCAUAUUUUUAAAGUAUUCAUACUUUGACUCGUAGAGUAAGUUUUAAAGAAGGGUUUUUCCCCCCCUGAAUAUAGAGUAAAAUAUUUUUAAUGGUAUGGAGUAUAUUUCCUGUCCUUUAUGGUGGAUAUAUGAACAAAUGGGUUAUUCAUAUGAGUAAGAUUUUUCAAAGUAUAUUAGAUACUUCGAGAUUUGUAUUAAUUUUGUGUCUAAAUCGUAUACCACUUAUUUAGAGUGGCUGACUCAGUAUAUCAAUGGAUUGGAUUUGUUGAUUUUGCUCCUAAAGUGAGCUUUAUCAUUUUAGGAGUGUUACCCAAAAGGAUAUAAGAUAUAUUUUUUGAAAAAUGCAUUUUUAGAUUAAAGUGCCUAGUUUCUGGUUAAUGAAUGGAAAAUGAAAAGUGAAGAAAGAGGCAUAAUCUUUUAAGGUUUUAAGUUUAUGUGUGUGCCACAUUUAUGUAAUAUUAGUUACAAAAUAGGAGAUUCAGAAUCUUUAUGUUUGCAUGUGCUGUGUUCCAUAAUGUGUAGGUUAUAGCAUUAAACAAUAUGAAAUAUUACUCUAAUAUUUUUUGAGUAUGUAGCUCCUUGACUUUUUUACAUAUAUUCUUAAUUUAACAUUUGGCUGUUCAUAAUUCUUAGUAAUGACGGAAGAGUAUUUUUUAAAGUAUCAAAACUUAAAAUUCCAUUAUGUUAAUAUUUUCGUUUUUAAUUUAUAUCCUGUGUUUUAGCUUCUUGUUGAGAUACCAUUGGCCUUGAAUGAUUCACACACAUGCACACAUGUGUGCACACACCCAGUCCCAUUACUGUGUAAGCAAGGAAGUUAUUGCUUAUGUUAAUUUUCUUGUUUAGGGGGGCUAAAUGUUUUAAGCUGCGGUUUUAUAAACAAAGCUAUAAGUAAACUUAAAUCCCUUUUUUAUUUGAGGAAGCUAUUGUUUGAAAUGUAUUUUGAGGAAUUGCACUAUUUAAUAAUGCUGCUACUACAUGAAAUAACCCCAGGGAAUUUAUUUGAUCACUUAAGAUGAAUGGCUUUCCAGAAGGUUUUUUUUACAAUUUUUUUCUUCUUUUUCACACUUCACCUUAAUAAAAGAGAAAUUUCCCUUAUUUAAAUGGUUGGUUUGUCAGUGCCUGAGUUUGAUUAGUUUCUGGUCAGUUCAGAAGCUACUACCUUAGUGAGACGCUUUCUUUGUGGCUUUGGACGAAAGAGAUAAGAAUGACUAAAUAGGAGUUCCCGUUGUGGCUCAGUGGUUAAUGAAUCUGACUAGGAACCAUGAGGUUGCGGGUUCAAUCCCUGCCCUUGCUCAGUGGGUUAAGGAUCCGGCAUUGCCGUGAGCUGUGGUGUAGGUUGCAGACGCGGCUCCGAUCCUGCGUUGCUAUGGCUCUGGCAUAGGCCAGCAGCUACAGCUGUGAUUCAACCCCUAGCCUGGGAAUCUCCAUAUGCUGUGAGAGCAGCCCAAGAAAUGGCAAAAAGACAAAAAAAAAAAAAAAAAAAAAAAAAAGAAUGACUGCAUAAACUUGCAGGGUAAUAGGUAUAGGAAAAAAGCUUUCUACUGUAAGGGAAGAAACUUGACUUUUCUAAAGAAACAUCUCUUAAAAAUGUUUCUGACUGCUAAAGUACUUCAAAUGUAUGUACCAAUUUAAGUUUGCCUUGAAAUUGGGUUGAACAGCUGAAACCAUGUUUUAAAAAAUUAAAAAGCUAAUAAACUAGUAAGCUAGUCUAGAGCCUUUUAGGAUAAAACCCUGUUUAACACUUACUCAUGGUAGUAUUACCAAAAAUUGCCUUUGCCACAUGAGUCCUGCCAUCUGUUUCCCUAUCUAAAUUAUAAGAAGGCCUUGAAUUAGUCAUGAGAAAAUGGAUUUUUUCCCUCCUCUGUUCUGGAAGAAAAAAGAUAAGUGUUCAGUUGAUUUAUAUUUGAUAAUUUUUUUUUUCUAUUUUGGUUUUUUCACAUCUUUGUUCAACCAAAAGUCUAGUUAUUUCUUCUUGAAGGCUUACGAUAUGUUUAAUUAAAUGUCAAAUGAGAUUCUUUUUAAAAGAGGAGUCAAGUUUUCCAAACUGUUGCAGUCAGCUCCAGAGAACUUUUCCUCUCUCAUAAAGAAGUUUGUUUAUUUUUUGUUUGUUUGUUUUUGGCACUUUUGGAAGUUCCUGGGCCAGGGAUCAAAUCCAUGCCAUAGCAGUGAUAACAUCAGAUGACUAAUCCACUGAGCUACCAGGGAACUCCAAAGUACUUUUUAUUUGCAUCCAUUUAUUAUGGUUCCAUUAAUUUAUUGAAUUACCUGACUUUAUAAAAAAUAUUUUCAAAUUUUUUCUUGCCUUAAGAUAUAACGUUUUCUACUUAAAUGAUUACCUAAGGAGUGAUUCUUUACAUUACAAGAGAUUUCUUUAGUUUAUCAUUCCUUUAAACCUAUGAGAGAAGAAUGCCAAAGUAACAUUUAAUAUACUUCUCUGCGACUUUUCAUAAUCAGAAAUUUUAAAUUAUAUUCACAACAUAAUUUGCUUUUAUUUUAAUGUGAACACGUAUUAGGAAAUUAUUUAGAAUUUACCUUUCAAAGUGAUUAUAAGAAUUAGGCUGAGUUAAAAUCUCUUUUUGUUUGGAUUAAUCAAAUUUAGAAAUAUCUCUAUAUGUGAGACUAGGAAUUUAUGUAAUCUGUGAGUAACGGAAAUAAGGGUAUCCUUUCUUUGUUUCUAAUGAUUGUUAUUGUUUUCUUAGGUUUGAGAACAACUAUGUAUUAGCUUUACUUGGCUGAUGUCGGUAAAUGUGUCUAUUUCCUAAAUGUAAGGACUGCACUUAAUAAUUUAUGUAAACGUGAAACACUACAGUAGCAGAAAAAAAUAACAUCGGCACUUUAGCCAAAAUAUGCACUGUAACAUGGAUGUAUUUCUACUACUGCCAAAUAAAAAAGCAAUGGUACUUCUU
Molecule: messenger RNA, 4653 nt
Organism: Sus scrofa (pig)
Lineage: Eukaryota; Metazoa; Chordata; Mammalia; Artiodactyla; Suidae
Source: RefSeq, a predicted model, not a curated record